Molecule: messenger RNA, 1923 nt
Organism: Ahaetulla prasina
Lineage: Eukaryota; Metazoa; Chordata; Lepidosauria; Squamata; Colubridae
Product: carboxypeptidase A2-like
Exons: 11
Coding region: 161-1420 (419 amino acids)
Biological process (GO): proteolysis
Molecular function (GO): metallocarboxypeptidase activity; zinc ion binding
Source: RefSeq, a predicted model, not a curated record
UGUUGGCUGCCUCUUGCAAGGAAGUUUGCUUGGCUCUGGGAACUGUCGCAGAUGGAAGCUCUUUAGGAUAUGACCUAAGAAUAGAUUAGCUGGGGGAUCCGUUCCCAUAAAUACAGCUCACCUGGAACCCUCCAGGAUCCUAUUUCUGGAUCUUUUCAUCAUGAAGCUCAUCCUGUGGUUUGGAGUUUUGCUCGGGGUCGCCUGGAGCCAGGAAACGUUUGAAGGUGACCAGGUUCUUCGCAUGAAGCCAUGCAACCAGGAACAGAUUGAGUUGCUCAAAGAAUUGGAAGGCCGGAAACAUCUCCAGCUGAAUUUCUGGUUGUCUCCUUCAUACCCCAGAGAACCGGUUGAUCUCCAGGUGCCCUUCGCUUCUCUCCAAGCUGUCAAAGUCCUUCUGGAGUCACACCAGAUCGAGUACUCGAUCCUGAUCGAAGAUGUGCAGGCCCUGCUGGACGAAGAAUCUCGAGAGAUGCGCUAUAACCGUCAAAGAGAAUACGGCAACAGGAAUUUCAACUAUGGCGCUUACCAUAACUUGGACACAAUUUAUCGAGCGAUGGAUGAUAUUGUGACUGAGCACCCCCAGAUUGCGAGCAAACUCCAGAUCGGAAAGACCUAUGAGAACCGGCCUCUGUUUGUCCUCAAGUUCAGUACCGGAGGAAACAGGCGCCCUGCCAUCUGGAUCGAUGCUGGGAUUCACGCACGCGAAUGGGUGACCCAGGCCACGGCUCUCUGGACAGCUAAAAAGAUCGCUUCUGACUUUGGGAAAGAUCCGUCGCUGACCUCCCUCCUCAACAAAAUGGAUAUUUUUCUGCUGGUGGUUGCAAACCCUGAUGGAUAUGUCUACUCUCACACCACGAAUCGUAUGUGGCGGAAAACCCGGUCCAGAAUACCCGGCAGCAAGUGUGUCGGUGCCGAUCCCAACCGAAACUGGGACGCCGGCUUUGGAGGACCCGGCGCCAGCAACGACCCCUGUUCCGAUUCCUACCACGGACCCAGCGCCAACUCGGAAGUCGAAGUCCGCUCUAUGGUGGAUUUUGUCAAGAGUCACGGGAACAUCAAGGCAUUUAUCAGCAUCCAUAGCUAUUCCCAGCUCCUCAUGUAUCCCUUUGGCUAUAAGUGCACCAAGCCUAAAGACGCAGCAGAACUGGACAUGGUGGGAAAAUCAGCCGCGAGCGCCUUGACAUCGCUGUACGGCACCCGGUAUAGAGUCGGGCCCAUCUGCUCGGUCAUUUACCAAGCCAGCGGUGGGAGCAUUGACUGGAGCUACGAUUAUGGGAUCAAGUACUCCUUCGCCUUUGAGCUGAGAGACACAGGGCGCCACGGUUUCCUCUUGCCGGCCAAACAGAUCAUCCCCACCGCUCAGGAGACGUGGUUGGGCCUGAAAGAGAUCAUGGAGCACGUGCGAGAUCAUCCCUACUGAGGACUAGAAGAUGCGGGAUAAGACAGGAUUUUGGCUUCAUAUGCUUACGCUAGAAGGAUUCUGGGUAUAGGUUCGACAGAUCCCUUUAGAUGCCCCCAAAAGAGAGGGGGGGGGAAAACACCAGGUUUUAAAUAACCAUCAUUAUUUCAUAGGUCAAUUCAGAUAAUGGCCACUGGGGGCAGCAGAGGUGCAGAAAUCUCUUUGCAGUUGCUGCCCCCUAGCGGUCACUAAAUUUUUUUUUUGCAGCCCAGAUCUGAUAACGCCUAACCUUAUUCAAUACAGUAUAGUCUCAUUGUGGUGGCCUCCGAUGUGUUUGGAUUACAACUCCCAGAAUCCUCUGUCUAACCGAGAGGGUGGCGUGUUUAGCAGCAAACAUCUUGCUUGAAUGGAUUGGGACUCCGUUGCCCAGCAUUCCCAGACAGCAGUGGAGAAUUCUGGGAGUUGUAGUCCCAGUUUGUCUGAAGGUCAUUGAGCAAUGAUGUUCUAGCACAGAGGUCUCCAAC